Molecule: messenger RNA, 1560 nt
Organism: Acyrthosiphon pisum (pea aphid)
Lineage: Eukaryota; Metazoa; Arthropoda; Insecta; Hemiptera; Aphididae
Gene: cp21
Product: cuticular protein 21
Cellular component (GO): extracellular matrix
Source: RefSeq, marked validated
AUGGCGGCCAAAGCCUUAAUCAUUGCCUGUUUGGCCCUUCAAGCCAACAUCAUUGCUGGAUUAGAUUGCUCACCUUCAUAUUCGUCCGGAUAUGAACAGAAGGAAUAUUCUUCACACUCAGCUCCAUCAUAUGGUCCCAAGCCUCAGGCAUAUUCUGCUCCACAGUCAUACUCUUCUCCUUCUUCAUACUCAGCUCCGUCAUAUUCGGCACCUUCCUACUCUGCUCCUUCAUAUUCGUCUCCAGCUUAUGGUAAACCACAAGCUUACUCUUAUCCUUCUUCGUACUCAGCUCCGUCAUACUCGGCACCAUCACACUCUGCCCCAUCAUACUCGGCACCAUCACACUCUGCUCCAUCAUACUCGGCACCGUCACACUCUGCUCCAUCAUACUCGGCACCAUCACACUCUGCCCCAUCAUACUCUGCUCCAUCAUACUCAGCACCAUCACACUCUGCUCCAUCAUACUCCGCACCAUCACACUCUGCGCCUUCACACUAUUCUCCCUCACACUCAGCUUCUUCAUAUUCUCCCGCAUCUCAAGCUUACGGCAAGCCCCAAUCAUAUUCCGCUCCUUCUUAUAAUGCUCAAUCUUACUCUGCUCCUUCAUACUCUACUCCAGCUUAUGGUAAACAACAAUCUUACUCAGCUCCUUCUUACUCCGCCCCAUCUUACUCUGCUCCAGCUUACGGUAAGCAACAAUCUUACUCUGCUCCGUCUGCGUCCUAUGAACAACCCAAGUACCCAGUAUCCCAAUAUUCAGCUCCCUCAUACGAAGCUAAGCCACAAUCAUAUUCAGCUCCCACUCCAUCAUACAACAAAGAACCAUCCCACUCCGCAUCGGCCUACCCAUCAUACCCAAGCCAAAAAGCUCAUGCUGAAGAAUCUUACGCACCAAAACCGUAUAAAUUUGAAUACAGCGUAAAUGACGAACAUACAUAUGAUAUCAAAAGCCAAAAGGAAGAAAGUGACGGAUAUCAUGUAAAAGGAUACUACACUUUGUUGGAGGCUGAUGGCUCCCGUAGAACUGUCGAGUAUACAGCAGAUGAAAAUGGUUUCAACGCCGACGUGAAAAAAGAAGAAGCUCAAGGUUACAACAAAGCAGCUCCAGCGUACAACAAGGACUCCCAAGCAUAUAAAUCUGCACCAGCUGCUUACAGCGCACCAUCAUAUAACACGCAAGUAUCGCCAUAUGGUGCACAACCUUCUUAUAACGCACCUGCCUACAACAAACAAGAAUCGUCGUACGGUGCCCCAGCCAAACAAUCUCAAGAAUACGAAGCUCCGUCGUAUUAAUUAUUUCACUAUAUAUCAACUACGAUAUAAAGUUAAAUAAUAUUACAACUCAACUUCAAACGCCAAAUUAUAAAUGUUGCAACUUAACUGUUAUACUCUUUUAAAUAGUUAAAUAAGAGUACAAAUUAUUAUUAUUUGUAUUGAUUUUUGAAUAAUUACCUAUGCGAAUUAAUAAUCAAUUAUCAUAUUUGUAUUUUAAUAAAUAUAUGUUAUUUCUCGAAUCGACUAUUCUUGUAUUUUUUUUAAAAUUAAAAACAUAAGUUUUUA